Messenger RNA from Ostrinia nubilalis (European corn borer), 2951 nucleotides. RefSeq names its product solute carrier organic anion transporter family member 2A1-like. Lineage: Eukaryota; Metazoa; Arthropoda; Insecta; Lepidoptera; Crambidae. Gene Ontology annotation, molecular function: protein binding. The transcript has 12 exons. The coding region runs from base 159 to 1877 and encodes 572 amino acids. The record is from RefSeq and is a predicted model, not a curated record. Gene Ontology annotation, cellular component: plasma membrane. Gene Ontology annotation, biological process: sodium-independent organic anion transport; transmembrane transport.
CAUUGAUAGCGAGUUUGUGAAAAUGCCUUGCAGAGGACAGACGACUGUUGGGUUCCAUUAAAACCGGCAAAAAUAUCGAUUAGUAUGAGUUACUGUUUUGAUAACUUAGCGAACUUUUUAUGAGAUAUAUUUAGUUGUGUUUGUGAUUUUCGGUGAUAAUGGGGUUUAUAAAUCAAGUACCAGUUCUCCACAAGCCAUGGCACUUCCUUCGGACGUACGUGCUCACCAUCCCUCGCUUCGACCUGUUCCUGCAGGGCGCCAUGCUGAUCGUCAUCCUGCUGGAUCACAACGUCUUCCUGCUACUGCAGAGGGAUGCAGACACAGGACUUACCGUACCCUUGACUCAAGAUUUUGUCCUCAUGGGAGUGGGCGGUGCGGAGUUCUUCCUUGGAGCAGCCCUGGCAUGGUGGGGGCGAGGGAAGAGGAACUUCGCGCUGGCAGGCUGGCUGACGGCGGCUGCGGCAUCAGGCCUCGUCGUGCUGGCCUUCCCGUUCGCGGAGCCUAACCCGCCUUCAGUUGAUCUCUGCGGAGGAGGGGUAAUCUCAGGGUAUUCAGGGUAUUCCUACGACAUACACCAGUUCAUCGUUCCUCGAACUGUCUUCCUCGUACUCACAGCGAUCCUGUGCGCCUUCGCCAAGAUUAGCAUCUGGGCGCACGGAAUGACGUAUCUGGACGAUCAUCAGCCGGAGAAUGGGCCGUACUUUUAUGGAAUCCUCAUCUCCAUCCGCUUAUCCCUCGGACUCAGUGGCAAGGACUGGCUGCGCGGGAGUGCCGUUCGCGACGACUGGUGGGAGGCGCAGCUGUCCCUCUCGAUGCUGACGCUUAUGUUCGCCGUCCUCUUCACUCUCUUCCCGAAGAGGAUGCACAAUAGUGAGGGACUGUUGGUGGAAGUUGAACCCGAUGAUGGCGGAUUCUUUGCAGCAGUCGGCAGAGUACUCAGCAGAAAAUACCUAAUUCUUCAAAUUGGCGCUCUUGGUUUCAUCAAUGCUGGACUGUUUAGUUUCGUCUACUACGACUGGGACUACAUUGAAGCAAGAUACCACGUGGAGGCUGCGCGGGCGGACCUACGAAGCCCUACACUGGUCGCCAGAACAUUCCGACCUCUCGUCAUUAUCUUUUUUGUUAUGAUAUUCCGCGUGCGCUUCUCAGUGCGCCGCAGCGACGGCGUCAAAGCGAACACAGCUUCGCGCGUCGGCGGCAUAGUGGCGAUCUUCGUGGCCAUCUUCUUUGCUGUCAUCGCGGCCAUCUCCUGUGACACUGGCGACGUCGCCGGCAUGGAGGAUGGCACGUUUGAGAGCCCGAUCUGCAGUAACCAAUGCUUUUGCGAGUCCCAUCGUUACGGCUUCGCCCCAGUGUGCGCGCUGGAUACGAGUACCACUUACUUCUCGCCGUGCCAGGCCGGCUGCUCCGACUACGAGGACCUCAAUAGCUUCUUGGUUUUCGGCAAUUGCACCUGUUCUGCCAGCCUCGUGGUGAGAGGAGCGUGCGCGCUGCCCUCCUGUCACUUUGUCUACUCGAUUUAUCAAGUCAUCCUCACUGUCAUCCUUGCUGUGAGCGGUGCGGCCCUGCUGAUGCAAGGCAUGGUGUUCCUACGCGCGGUGCAGCGUCGUGACAAGCCCGUAGCAAUGGGCGUCAUGCUGGCUGCCAUAGGUCUGCUGGCGCAUGUGUUGGGACAUCUACUCUACAAGCUUAUUAGUCAUUUGACGUGCGCAUACUCAGUCGACGGCACUUGUCAAUUCCACCGCCCGACUAUAUUCUCUAUGGCGGCUAUCAGCGCGGGAUUCUGUUUACUCUCCGCCAUCGUUAGCAUUAUUGCGAGCAAAGUCGCGGUUAGUUCUAAAGGAGAAAAUGAAAGCAAUGGGGGCGUGGAUUUAUGAGUAAAAGGUGAUAUUUUUUACGUAAGGUGAAGUCCGUUAAAUAUAAAUAUUGCUCUCUUUGCUGUCCAUAAAAAGUAAUUUAAGCAUGGCUACCUUGGUCGGACUAAAAACAAGAAUAUACAAGGAAGAAUAAAAUAUUUCCAUGGAAGAAACUACUAGAAUUAGUGAGAAAAGAAACUUGAUAUUGGUAAAUGACAAUUUCGUGAAUUUAUUUUUAUAAGUUUGUUGUUUUUAAUGUUUUUAGUUUUGCAUUUUUUAUAUUGUAAGUAAGCAUCAGUUAUUUAUUUUAUUAUAAGGAAUAAUUAGGUAAUAAUAAAAUAAAAAUAUUUAUUUUCGAAGGUGUUAUAUUUUUUUAACAAUUUUUACAACAAUUCGGAACUAAAUGGCACGCCUAAAACAUUUCUCAUAUACACCACACAAAUCUUCUAAGCUAAGACAAAUUGUACUUAUUGUUAUAAUUUAUAAAAAAUAAAAUAAAUCCGUACAAAAUUGAUUUUAUUCAUUAAAUAAGACUUUUAUGUCAGCUUUACUUGUAUGUAAAGUUCCAAAGAUAAGUCUUUUCAUGUGGUUAAAAAGCGUAAGAUAAGUAAAUAAAUAAUUGACAAUCGUAAAAUAAAAUUAUAUUAGAAAUAUCAUUAAUAACAUUUUGGCAAUUUGUUAAAAAUUAAAUAAAUUCUACAACAUAUUACGACUUUACGAGGCUUCAAUUAAAUAGUAAUAUUUUUUUCAAUUAACUAAAAUUAUUGUAGUUUAAAUUAAUAAAUUCUGUACUAAUAAAAAGAAACAUUAUUAAAAGAUUGAGUAUAAUAUACGUAUUUGGCGAAAAAUAUGCUAUACAAAUAAAAGUAAGUGUUCCUUACUGUAAAAAUACGUCCAAAUAUCAAAUUCUUAUUUUCUUAUAGAAAUUAAGUACUGAAUAUUAUCAGUGUACGUUCAUACGUUUGCUUUUAAACAUAAGGUUUAUUUUCGUUUGACGACAUCACAGUGAUGGACACAGCAUUUGUGCCUGUGACUUUGUAUUUUAAGGCUAGAAUAAUAAAAAUCGAAGAUUUUAAAAUAUUAAAGUUACGGCUA